Molecule: messenger RNA, 7941 nt
Organism: Larimichthys crocea (large yellow croaker)
Lineage: Eukaryota; Metazoa; Chordata; Actinopteri; Sciaenidae
Gene: unkl
Product: unk like zinc finger
Exons: 16
Coding region: 118-2565 (815 amino acids)
Molecular function (GO): metal ion binding
Source: RefSeq, a predicted model, not a curated record
CAGACGCUGUGCAGCGCCCCCUGCAUCAGUGCUCGCGCUGCGCUGGCGUGCAGGCGGACGUGCAUGCUCGCGAGCAACAGAUCCGAGCGCAUGCGCAGUUCAUUGUUUUGACUGAAAAUGCCGUCGGUUUCGAAAACGGCGGCCAAUGCGUCCCCUCAAACCGAGAAACCUACCCACUAUACAUACUUGAAGGAGUUCAGGACAGAGCAGUGCCCGUUGUUCCUCCAGCACAAGUGUACGCAGCACAGACCCUUUACGUGCUUUAAUUGGCAUUUUCUCAACCAGCGGCGAAGACGACCCAUAAGAAGAAGAGACGGGACUUUUAACUACAGCCCCGACGUGUACUGCACGAAAUACGACGAGACCACAGGCAUCUGUCCAGAUGGAGACGACUGUCCUUAUUUACACCGGACCACUGGUGACACAGAGCGCAAGUAUCAUCUACGCUAUUACAAGACUGGCACUUGUAUCCAUGAGACAGAUGCUCGAGGGCAUUGUGUGAAGAAUGGCCUCCACUGUGCUUUUGCACACGGGCCACAUGAUCUCCGACCUCCAGUCUAUGAUAUCAGAGAGAUCCAAGCACAAGAGGCUCUUCAAAAUGGACAGUUGGGAUCUGGGGAAGGCAUUCCUGAUCUGCAGCCUGGUGUAUUAGCCAGUCAAGCUAUGAUUGAGAAAACUCUCACAGAAGACCCCCGGUGGCAAGAUACCAACUUUGUUUUAGCCAACUAUAAAACAGAUCAGUGUACUAAGCCCCCAAGACUAUGCAGACAGGGCUAUGCCUGCCCCCAUUACCACAACAGUAGAGAUCGAAGACGAAAUCCUAGAAAGUUCAAAUAUAGGUCAACUCCUUGCCCUAACGUGAAACAUGGGGAUGAAUGGGGCGAGCCCUCAAAGUGUGACAGUGGAGACAGUUGCCAGUAUUGUCACUCUCGCACUGAACAGCAGUUUCACCCAGAGAUCUACAAAUCAACCAAAUGCAAUGAUAUGCGACAAACUGGAUACUGUCCCAGGGGACCGUUUUGUGCAUUUGCACAUGUAGAAAGAAUUCCCUCUACAGAAGAGACUGUGAGCUCCUUGCUAACAGUGAUACAGUCGAGUUCACAGUCCCAGCUGGGCUCUCAGCAGUAUGAGUGUCCAGAGUGGAACAGUGGAGGCAACUCCACCAACGCAACCAGUAGCAAUGGACAAGUAGGAAGUGUUUCAUGUUCUAAUAGCUCAACUGUAACUCCAAGCUCAGGAAGCGACAGUUUGUUAUCCCCAGUGGGAUCCAUCAGCAGGCCCAAAUCCUUAACUAAUAGUAGUUUAUGUUCAGAGUCCACCACAUCCAGUGUCUCAUCUCUGACGUCUAACUAUCCUAAAGCUCCGGGCUUUGAACGUGAGGAUCAGAUUAAGAACAAAGGCCAAAUGGAUCAGAAAUUGAUGGACCAAGAAAAACAGACACAAAAUAACGUGUUCUCUGCGGUGAACCCUUUGGCAACAAGCUUUACCUCCAGUAUAACAUCCAGCUUAGCCUCUAGUAUUGGCUCAGAAAGUUCUUCACCCACCACCUUAUCAACGAUGAAUGCAAAAGCCACUCCUUUCUAUCCAGGGAGCAACACAGUGGAGUCUGUCAUAGAUGUCUUUUGUUUUCCCUCAGGAUCUGCUCUGGACCUCAACUUUAGUGACAUUAAUGUUGCAUCUCUUGAUAAGGAGUUAGAGGAACAAGACAAUAGUGUAGGACUGGCAAAUCAAAGGGUGCUAGGUGGAUCUGCUCCAGUUAACAUUCCCGGCUCCCUGGCACGAUCAUCUUCUUUUAAUUCCUCAUCAUCACUUUCCACCUCCCCGCUGAGCUCCCUCUCUCAGUCUCUGUCGCAGUCCCUGCUGUCUGGGGCAGUAUCACAGCAAAAUCAACCUUCGAACAUGUUAGCCAAGCAAGAGCAUGGCCUCCUGGGAACACCCACUUCCUCUUCCCAGAACUCUUUGGGCUUGAAUGGAGGGGCUAGCAACAUUUGGGACUUUGUAAGUGGCAGCUUUUCACCAAGUCCAUCUCCAGUUUUCAGCAGCCUAACUUCCACAGCCAGCACUGCUGACCUGGCUCGCCUAUUUAGAGAGCUGGAUGAGGCUAAGAGGAAGAUCAAACAAUGGGAGGAGGCCUGGCAUCAGGUCAAACAAGCCUGUGAAGCUUGCCAGAAAGAUGCUCACGAAGCAAAGGAACAAGCAAAAACGGCAGAGGCAGAGCGCCAGCUGGUAGAACAGAAAUGGGAGGAAACAGAGCGCAAGCUGAAAGAGCUCCAAGGGGACUUUGAUGUGCUUUGUCGCACCCCUGGAACACCUCUUCUACGUAGCUACGGAGAGCUGGACCAGCUCCCCUUGUCAAAGCUUCACUCCAUCCAGAGUCAGCUGCGUAAUGACCUAGACCUUAUAGAUGGGGUAAUAUAUCAGCUUCAGUCAAAGAAAUGUAUAGUUUGCCAAAAGCAUGAUCGUUGCAUUGUUCUGCAGCCUUGCCAACAUUAUGUACUAUGUGAGAACUGUGCACCUAGUAAAACAGAAUGUCCCUACUGUAGAACAAAAAUAUUGAAGUGGUGAUGUACAAAUACUCAAGGUACUAUUUAAAGAUUUUGAAAAACUACUAAUAGAUAUUACAUUUUCUAAAUAGCAAUGUCUGUUUCAUACAGUGAUUGAAUUAAUUUAGGAUAACAUGUUUGACUGACAAAACAAAUUAUGAAGUGAGUAUUAUGAAUCAGAUUGUGUAUAGGGGAUUCAAUCUUUAUAGUCUUUGCUCAUUUUAUGUGCACAUUACCUUGGUCAACUAGAUUAUUAGGUUACUAGGUUUUCUGUAUGAACUCAAAUUGUAAUAUUAAAUUACCUUGCAGUGCCCUUUCUCAAAUCAUAAGUCAAUAUCCGGACACUUAAUCGUCUGUGCAGAUAUCUCAUUUUUGGCUAAACACAGAAUGCAGCUGUGCUUUUUUCCCCCCACAAACAAAAUGCUGAUUUGCAUUGCCAACCUAUCAUAUUGCUCUUACAGUAAAUACAAAAUUACAGAUUAUAACAAACUGUAAAAGGGACCACUAACCUUAGCUAAAAGCUGUAUACACAAAGACCUGAAUGAGUGCCAGUUUGUAUUUCUGCCCCUGUGUUUUGCUGUUUAUCGAGUGGAACCACUGCACUUUGGAAUUAGUGUGGAUAAAUCUCUGAUCUCCCGAGAUUGCUUUUUCUUUACUUAAUGCACUUAAAGUCCACCCAGAGCAAAUUUGAAUGCAUCUCAACCCCAACUUUUCAUUACUGUGGAAAUAUGUGUAGAGCCAGUAAAAGGUUUUAGUAAAUAAUGUUGCAUCACAGAUGCUUGUUUUUGAAGAAAGAAAACUUGAGGUAACUUUAAUAUUAUAUAUUAACUGAAAAUAGUUGUAGUUUCAAAAAUAGAUAUAAAACAACUAUGUCCUUGUCAUCUUGUUAACAAUUUUUCAGCCAUUCUGAGGGUGGACACGUUGGGUAAACAAAGCAUCCUUUGUAAUAUCCAGGGGAGUUGUAGCCCACUGACCUACAUAGAGGACAAUGAUAGAGACAAAUAGACAAAGCCAUUGUUGAUAUGUUACCAUGAUAGUUGUUGCCAAGUCAUUCCAGUUUGGGAUCUCAAAUGCACGGAAAUCACUGUGUGAAUGUCCGGUGAUGUUAAACAUAAAAUGGGCAAAACUCAAAGCUGAUUUAGCUUUAAUUAAAGAGGAACGCAUCAAGGAAGUAGACUACCAAGAGCCUGGAUGUGAUUUAUACUCAGAAAUCAUAUUUCAGUUUUAGCCUAAUUUGUCUGGAAUUCCAGAUAAAAAUUGUGUACCUUCACAGGUGCAUGCACUGUGGAAUGAAUACACACUUGCAUUAUUGCAUUCAAAACCAUAGGGAGUAAUUAAUGAAAAAAUAAAGUAUUGUCAACAAUAGCAACUAAUUAUACAAAUCUGUAAAUGUUACACAUCCACUGAGGUAUUAGUGCUGAACCACACUUCUUCUUCUUCUUCUUCUUCAGAUUAGCAAGUGAGUUCCUCUUUAAGUAAAGCCACUUUUUUUUUUUAAACCCCAGCUUUCCUUUAGAUUUUUUUUUUUUUAUUAUUUCAAUGUAACCAGUCAAGCAUCAUUAUUUUGACCAACUUUCUGAAGAAGUUUUGAUUUCUUACUAAAGCACUUUGUUGACCUGGGACUUUAUUAAAGGGUAUAAUAGAAAUUUGCUUUAAGCUGCUUUGUAGGUAUUCUCUCUUUUCUUUUUUUUUCUUUUUUUGUCUUUUUCAGAUUUAUAAUUUUUUCUAUAUAAGCUAAUGUCUGAAGCUUUUGUGUGUACUGUGAAACAUCAUUUGAAUAUUUCAUGUUUCCUAUUGUUAAAUCAUGGCAUGGUUCUACAUAUUAUUAAGAUUUCAUAGAAAAGUACUGAAUAGUUUCUACUUUCAUAGUUAGAUUUAUAAAAUUUCAAUCAAAUAAGUGCAAAUUUAAAUGCAUUUUAGGCAUAACCAGCAGCCGUAAUAUCAGUAAGGCACAUGCUACAUGUUAAGGCUGUUAUUCAAUCAGUUAGUUUUGUUUUGUAGAGAUUUAUAUAUCCUAGCCAUUAGAGAAGCAUGUAUUGUAUUUGCUAAAAGCCUGAAAUGGUGAUUUUUGUAGGAAUCUAGCCUCCUGACCUGUCUAGAACAUAUCGGCCUCUAACUCUAAAGUGCCUUGCCUUAGUUGAAAAGGUUAUGUGUAGAAUUGUCAGAGCAAACACAAGUAGUUGAAGCUUGUGCACAGGUUUCUGCAUAAUGUGUCUUGUUUUAACUUUUGCAGAAGCAUUGACAUGUGUAUGACUAUAUGUGUAUAUAUAAAUAUAUGCCAGUGUAUUUAGCCCAAUCCCAUUAAGUAUUUCUGCGGAAGAUAAUUGAGAAAACAAACAUUGUCAGUGCCUGUGUCCUGACUUCAACCUUAGAAAUGAAUCUCCACUCUCCCCUCCGACUACCCACCCACUCAUUCCUCGGUCGUGGUGCUCUUUUGGUGCAGCUUCAGUGUUUGAAAUUAGGUUUUUCAAUUUAACGUUUUGGGAGUAUGCAAACAGAGGACACAUGGAUUUGUAUAGCAGCAUAUAAAAAUGCUUUUUAAACAGUUUAGUGACUUUCAUUUGUUUUAUUGUUAUAAUUCUGCAGUGAUUGAAGAAUUCCGUAGUUGUAAGUUGGAUUUUGCAUAGGAUUCGUGCAUAGGUUCCUCUAAUUGAAAUGACCUUCUACUGUGUUACAAAAAAACCUUUUUAUUCUUGCUUUAAAUCAAUAGAAAUUCAUGUAUCUCCAGGUACACCUUUUGCUACUUAUAAAUAUGGGAAGAUGCAUUGUUUACAUUCACAUAAAUGACAAUUAAGCAACUCAGAGGAAAAAUAUCAAGAAAGGUUAUGGUAUUUUAGUGUUUCACGAUUAUAUUACAGCAUAAAAGGCAGCCUAAACACUUCUGGUAUUGCAUGUUAUGCGAUAUAUUAACCAGCUACAAAAAAGGAAAAAAAAAAAGGUCGCACUGUGUCACACUGCCAGAAUAUUUGUAUUGACUUAUUUUUAGUGUAGUAAAGGCUUAAUAACUUCUGCAAGCUUCGCUGCUACUGGAAAAGGUAUUAAUGUAGUUUCUUGUUAUACAUAUAGAUGUUUGAAUGUUGUUGUGCAUCCACAGCUCAGAUUUCAGAAACUAUAUAAUAAUCGGUCUUCUGCAUCUAAUUUUUACUAAAUCUUGAUUUGAUUGAAUUAUUCAUUUUGUAAAUGCAUUUGCGUCAAAGUUUCAGUACUUUUGUAUAUCACUUAGAAUGAUGUCACAGACCUGUACUGCUGUAGAUUGUCCCCCUUCUUCUUUUCUUCUUUUUUUUUUGGAAUUGAUUGAAGGUAAAUUAAUUUUUCUUGGAUUUACUUAAUUUCCAUACACUGGAUAGUCGUGUAUGGUGCAGCUAAUUUCACAGGAUCCUCCUAGUCUGUUUUCUUCUCCCUGUGAAGCCAACUAAAUUUAAUGAUGUCUAGUGUGAUCUAAAAAUGAACCAAAGUGGUGUUCUAGUAGCUGUCCAAAUAUGUAUUCUAAAGGGAAAAUCUACCCUUGAACAGAAUUGAAAUAAUUGUUCUUGGACAGAUCAGCCGGUAGUUGUGAACAGGGCUGCAUCAUUCCCAAAGCUCUAAAUGUAAGGUCAGAGCACCGAGGCCAUUCAGAUGAAACGGAGACAAAGUCCAGCAGCGUGAGUGGCAGGAAUUCUGUUUUUGGAUGGAUUUUUGCUUUGAUAUUUCAUUCAGUAGGACAUCCUGUAUAUCCUCUUAGUGAGUAACCAACAGGACUAUGCUAAUGGCUUUUGCUUACAACAUUAAUGGACUUGAGCCCAUUGUUUGCAGUUUUACCAAAGACCUGUACUGUUGUUCUUAUUUCUUUUGUACUACAUUUCAUCAUUCAUUUUAUUUCAGUAAGAAAACUAAAUUAAGUUUUUAAAAAAGUAAUCACCUAGUACCUUAAAUAGAUAAUGUUCAUUAACAGUAAUUAAUGGCAUCUUUUUCUAUCUAAAGUUAGCUAUAGUGAGUUGAUACACAAAUGAUCAAAAAUGCAUGGGUCAGAUCCUUACAAAAUGUGUAUUUGUAUAUUUGAUUUUGUGUUAAGUAUACAUUGACGUUUAUGGCAGGUUUGUGCAAUACUGGCUAGCACAUGCUGACCUUAAGCGAGGAUUCAGUGUCAGUUUAAUUGUUGUCUACAGUGAAGGAAUGUCAAAGGUGAAUGACAUUUGUGCUUCUGAAGUGGCCAUAGAAACUUCUCUACAACUACUGUUGUUGUCAAGUUUGUUUUGUUUUUUGUUGAUUUUGCCUAACUACAUAAUCUCAAUCACUUUGGAAACUGAUGGUUAUGCAUUAUAUGCUGUUAUGAUGGGCCUGCAGUGACUGUAAGGUGCUUUAAACAUUAAUGGCAGAUACAGACAUAAUUAAAACCGAGUUGCUGUAAUGGUAAUUUGUUGUUGGCCCUCCGUCUCUCUAGUGGUCUACUUGUCCCAGUUCAAGUUUUAUAAAAAGAAAUGAAACAAACCCUCAGUUGGUAAGCACAGCUUGCAUUUCUUUACAUUUCUUUGAAUUUGUUAAAUUGAUCUCUAACAGACUAAUUAUAUUUUCAAGUACAUCUGUGCCUUUUUGAUAAUUAAAAAGUAAGUUGAUUGGUAUUGAGAAUAUAUGUCUCUGGGACAGUCAAAAUAAAUAAAAAAAUGUUUAAUUAGAAUCAAAAUUGCAGUGCCUUACAAUAUUUUUGUGGACCACAAUGUGAUUUGCUAAAUGAUCCUGUGCAUUCAGGCCACUUGAGUUGGAAGGAAAAAAAAGCUAAGCUAAUGAGAUUCGCUUCACCAGUUCCACCUAAGGAAGCAAAGGUCAUAAUUGACUGAUAGUUGUCUGUCUCAGUCUGUAUUUGCCAUACCAUUUUUAAAAAACGGAAACAGCAAUACUUAACCAUUAAAUACACAAUUUUGAUCAGAAUUAGUUAUUUGGCACCAAAAACUCAACUGUUUAUAAGAAAAAGCACCAAAUAGGAAGAAUCUUGUAAAUGAACUGUAAUAGAUGUAUCAUUAUGCUCUGCAUUGAAAUAGUUUAAUCUAUUUUGCAUUAUUGUUAGUUGUUGUGUUGUCUUUUUGUUUUUAAUAUUAUGAAAAUGGAGCCUGAAGAUUUAUGCAAUCUUGUACUUGUACAUGUAUAUGAGUAUGAUGUAUGGAGCUGUUCAAAUUAAGUAACAUACUAGUACAACAAGUGUUGUCAAAAGUAAAUAAUCUGAAUGUGGAACCAGUUGUUCCAUAUACUAUAGAAAAUUUCAGUAGAUAUGUUAUUUUAACAUGAAGCCCUGAAAUAUUGAAUGUAUUGUUCUAAAUUAGAUAUUCAAUGAAUAGGUCACUGGAUAUUAUGGAGCGCAGUUAAUUCAUUAUGAUGUAGCAUCUAGUUGUGAACUGCUUUUCAAUAAAAUUUAUUAGAACUAAAA